This is a messenger RNA of Melopsittacus undulatus (budgerigar), 3080 nucleotides long. It is a transcript of the gene IKZF1, whose product is annotated as IKAROS family zinc finger 1. The transcript is spliced from 9 exons. Bases 58 to 1674 code for a protein of 538 amino acids. NCBI's taxonomy places the organism in Eukaryota, Metazoa, Chordata, Aves, Psittaciformes, Psittaculidae. Gene Ontology annotation, molecular function: DNA-binding transcription factor activity; RNA polymerase II cis-regulatory region sequence-specific DNA binding. The record is from RefSeq and is a predicted model, not a curated record. Gene Ontology annotation, biological process: regulation of transcription by RNA polymerase II.
CGCGCCGCCACAGCUGCCGCUCACCCCGGCCCCCGUGUAGCAGAUAACUUGAGGAAAAUGGAAACAGAUGAGGCUCAAGAUAUGUCCCAGGUUUCAGGAAAGGAAAGUCCUCCAAUUAGUGAUGUGCCAGAUGAUGCAGAUGAACCUAUGCCUGUACCAGAGGACCUUUCAACUAGUACUGGAGCACAACAGAGUGCCAAGAAUGAGAGAUUCUUGGCUGUAUACGGGGCAGAAGGCUUUAGGGACUUUCAUGCAAUAAUUCCCAAAUCUUUUUCCCCCGGUAAUAUUAAAAUAGAGACUCAGAGUGAUGAAGAGAAUGGGCGUGCCUGUGAAAUGAAUGGGGAAGAAUGUGCGGAGGAUUUACGAAUGCUUGAUACCUCUGGAGAGAAAAUGAAUGGCUCACACAAUGGCCCAGGCAGCAAGGCUAUGUCAGGAGUUGGAGGCAUUCGACUUCCUAACGGAAAGCUAAAAUGUGAUAUCUGUGGGAUAAUUUGCAUCGGUCCUAAUGUGCUCAUGGUUCACAAACGAAGCCACACUGGAGAACGCCCUUUCCAGUGCAAUCAGUGUGGAGCAUCCUUUACGCAGAAGGGCAACCUUCUGCGCCACAUAAAGUUGCAUUCAGGUGAAAAGCCCUUCAAGUGUCACCUGUGUAACUAUGCCUGCCGUCGCAGGGAUGCCCUUACAGGACACCUGAGGACUCACUCGGUUGGCAAACCUCAUAAAUGUGGAUACUGUGGUCGCAGCUAUAAGCAGCGCAGUUCUUUGGAAGAACAUAAAGAACGCUGUCAUAACUACCUGCAAACCAUGAAUAUCUCGAGCAGCCUUUAUUCAGUCAUAAAAGAGGAUACUAACCAGAAUGAAAUGGCUGAAGACCUGUGCAAGAUAGGGUCAGAAAGAUCCCUCGUGCUGGAUAGACUAGCAAGUAACGUCGCCAAACGUAAGAGCUCUAUGCCUCAGAAAUUUAUUGGUGAGAAAUGUCUGCCUGAUCUUCCAUACGAUGCCACCACCAACUAUGAGAAGGAGAAUGAGAUUAUGCAGACACAUGUUAUAGACCAGGCCAUUAAUAAUGCCAUCAGUUACUUGGGGGCAGAAUCUUUGCGUCCCCUUGUUCAGACACCACCAGGUAGUUCUGAAAUGGUGCCCGUUAUCAGCCCCAUGUAUCAGCUCCACAAACCACUUGGGGACAAUCAGGCUCGCUCCAACCAUACAUCUCAGGACAGCGCAGUGGAAAACUUGUUGCUGCUUUCCAAAGCCAAAUCUGUCUCUUCUGAACGAGAUGCCUCUCCCAGCAACAGCUGCCAAGACUCAACAGAUACAGAGAGCAAUAAUGAGGAACGCAGUGGUUUAAUCUACCUGACAAACCACAUAGGUGCCCAUGCAAGAAAUGGCAUCUCUAUAAAAGAAGAAAACAGGCAAUAUGAUGUCUUGAGGGCAGGUACUGACAAUUCCCAGGAUGCUUUCAAAGUGAUCAGCAGCAAUGGGGAGCAAGUGAAAGUUUACAAGUGCGAACACUGUCGAGUCCUUUUCUUGGAUCACGUGAUGUAUACGAUUCAUAUGGGUUGCCACGGGUUCCGUGAUCCUUUUGAAUGCAACAUGUGUGGCUACCAUAGCCAGGACAGGUACGAAUUCUCUUCCCACAUAACUCGAGGGGAGCACCGUUUCCACAUGAGUUAAAAUUCCUCCGUCACAGAUCUAGCCUCAACAGCUGCUUUACUGGAGCUGCACGAGCCACGACAGCAGCAAAGCACAAGUCAGCUGGACUGUAAAAGUGAUGAAAGAAUCAGAAGUUCAGCUAUCUUCUCCCACGAGAAAAGUUUUCUUUUUGGUAGCAUGCAUUGCAUCUCAGUUUUCUAAAAUGAGUACUAAAGUUUUUACUGAAAAUGUUUGAUCACCAAAAACCUUUAGUAAUUUAAAUAGGAGCUUUUGUAGUCACAUAGCUGAAAGCCCUUCCCUUAACUGAUGCUUCUUGCAAACCUCCCUUGCCAAAAGUGUUAACCAUGUGCAGGAUGCACUAUGCCAACAAGGACACAACAGGCAGGAAUGGCCAAGCUUUCUCAACACCCUGAGCGUAGGUCUCUUACACCAGAUAUAUGGGUUUGUUUUUUUUUUUUACUUCCUGCUAUUAUUUGACUCUUUUGGGAAGAUUAAACUCAACUGAAGAUGGAGGUGCCCACCUCAGAUGACUUCACAGACAGCUGGGGUGGGAUGGAACCCUCCAGCCAGAGGGUUCUGAGUUGCUUUGGUGGUAAAUAUAGAAUGUUUCCAUCUGCAAGGGUGCUGCCUUGUUUGUGUCACUGGGCAGGCAAGUAGGUAUGUGAAAAAUAGAAGGAACACCCUUGUAAUAUACUCUGUGAAGUAUGAACUGCAUUUAAUGUAUAGAAAAAGGGUAUUGUUGGCUCUUCUUUUAAUACAUGUUUUAUCUCCCUACCCAAUAAAACCCCACUUUUCAUUAGAGCAGCCCCUCUUCUCUCUGCAUAAACAAGUUACAAUGUAUUUAAUUGUUCUUUCUCUUUUAAGUUUUAGCUAUUUAGAAAAGUAUGAUGUACAGUUGAGAAAAGCACUAGCUAGAAAUAUGUGUGGGGAAAGUCUCCUUAUGCACAUUUUUCAUCUUUUUAAAAUGCCUGAAAAAUAUCCAAAUGUCUCUCUCUCACAUACAGAAAAAAAACCCUAUUUUGCUUGCACAGAUGUCCUCUUGUAGAUUCUGUGGCCCUCCUCCUAAGUGUUGCACUUAAUUAUUUCUAAAGCACUGACCUGAAUUAAAUCAGCCAGUCAAAAUUUGUAGCCUUCUCCUUACUUCCUGGCGCAUGCUGUUUAAUGAAGGACCAAGCCCCACAAAAGUGCUGAGAACCUUGGCUUCCUGUUCAACAAAUCAUUUCACCAUGUGCUUUAAGUUACUUUUGCCUCAAUGGAACAAAUCUUAAGGUUAAAUAAAGAAGUGUUUUACUGAAUGGAGACCAGAGGCUGCAGCACUUGCGGAGUGUAGUCAAGUCCACCACUCCAUGGUGGGUUCUGCUACAGGCACUGUAACUUCAGUUAGAAUAAAAAUUUCUAACUUUAAGAACACAAGAUUUUAACCCCAA